Molecule: messenger RNA, 711 nt
Organism: Malassezia vespertilionis
Lineage: Eukaryota; Fungi; Basidiomycota; Malasseziomycetes; Malasseziales; Malasseziaceae
Gene: THG1
Product: tRNA(His) guanylyltransferase
Exons: 1
Coding region: 1-711 (236 amino acids)
Biological process (GO): tRNA modification
Molecular function (GO): magnesium ion binding; tRNA guanylyltransferase activity
Source: RefSeq, a predicted model, not a curated record
AUGAACGAAGCGGCGCGCGCUGUGUUGCGCGAGUUUAAGGGGCAUAUCACACUCGCAUUUGGCGAGAGCGACGAGUACAGUUUUCUUUUAGACCGCGACUCGAACUUGUACAAUCGACGACAAAGCAAGCUGGUCUCGCACAUUGUUUCGGUUUUUACAGGGGCGUACGUAUUUAUGUGGUCGCGAUACAUGCGUAUUCCACUGGAACGUCCACCAUCGUUUGACGGACGGCUAGUGAUGUACCCAACGGCUCGCGAGGUGCGCGACUAUUUUUCUUGGCGCCAGGCGGAUAGUACGUUUGCAGCAGCGCUAACACAGCCAGCGCACAUUAAUAACUUGUACAACACUGUGUUCUGGGCACUUGUGCUCCAGGGACAACAGACGGAGCACGAGGCACAUGAGACGCUCAAAGGGACAUUUUCGUCUGACAAGCAUGAAAUUUUGUAUACGCGCUUUGGCAUCAAUUAUGACAAACUGCCCGCGCUGUACCGCAAAGGCACGACGCUAGUCUGGGCACCGGUGCCGGGACAACAGCCACGCUCGAAACCCAAGACGGAACUGCGCUCACUCCACGUAGACAUUAUCAGCGACGCGUUCUGGAUGCACACAGACGACGCGCCGCCGGCGCUACCGACGUCUACUUCGGACUUGUUCUACGAAGCGCCGGACCGUCUCACCGGCCCAGGGCUUGGCGAACGCGUACUUGAGUAA